AUGGUGUCUCUCGAGGAUGUGAAGAGCAUCAAUUCGAAGGUGGCCCUUCCUAACCUCGUCGCCGUCUUUGCGGGAGCCACAGCAGGUAUCGGAAGCUUCACCCUUCUUCAUUUCGCCGAGCAUGCCGUCCGACCCAAGAUUUACUUUCUCGGUCGCUCACAGGAGCAAGCGGACCUAUUGGCGAAACAGCUGAAGGAGAAGAAUGCAGAAGGAGAGUACAUUUUCGUCAAAGCCGACCUCAGCUCGAUGAAGAAUGUGGACCAGGCCUGCGAGAAAAUCAAGCAGCAGGAAGACAGCAUCAAUAUUCUGCUCAUGAGCCAGGGCGCGCUGAGACUUGGUACCACUGAGAAGGGCCUCCCACAUGUUACAGCAGUGUCCAUCAUGGGACGGUUGCGGAUGGCACAGAACCUCUUGCCUCUCCUCCGCAAAGGCCAAUCUCUCCGUCGAGUCGUGUCCGUGCUGGCAGGUGGCAAGGAAGGAAAGAUCUAUCUUGAUGAUAUUCCAGCUCGGAGGGUCAACCCCUCCCACGGGCGAGAGCAUGCCGCCGCCACCAUGACGCUCGGCCUCGCUCGGCCUCGAAGGACUGGCGAGACAAGCACCGGAGGUGUCUAUCUCUUCCAGUGGAGAUACCGAAAUUCUUGGAUCAGUGCCGAGGAGACGGGCGAGAGACAUACUUUUCUGUGUGUGAGUGCGCAGUUUCCCCCCAGAGAUGGGGAUGACGCGCUUGGGGUGCCCCUUGAGGGACAGCUUGAGGUGGCAAAGGGGAGUGAUGGGCUGCAGGGAAGUGGCGUCUACAUUGUCGAUGAGAGAACUGAGGUGUGCUCAAACUCAUUCAACGGCCUUGCCAAAUACCGGGAUGAGGGGGCCAUAGACAAAGUAUGGCAGGGCUUGGAUGCAGAGUUCAAAAGAAUCCUGGGUUGA
Molecule: messenger RNA, 921 nt
Organism: Clonostachys solani
Lineage: Eukaryota; Fungi; Ascomycota; Sordariomycetes; Hypocreales; Bionectriaceae
Source: the annotation of a GenBank genome assembly